Messenger RNA from Coregonus sp. 'balchen', 5654 nucleotides. NCBI's taxonomy places the organism in Eukaryota, Metazoa, Chordata, Actinopteri, Salmoniformes, Salmonidae. The record is from the annotation of a GenBank genome assembly.
AUGUCUAAACUACAGCUGCUUAAUGUGUUUCUCAACGAAAAAUUAACCGCAGUUCCUUUGGAAUUAUCCGUGGUUAUUAAAAAAACGAUAGCAGAGUACCAGGAAGAAAUCUCCCGUUUGAAACGGGCGAAUGCACGUUUACGAAGACUGCUGGAUUUGGUUUUCAAACCGGAGGUAAAGGUGCAUAGAUUAGCAGGUUUGUGACUAGUCUCGCUAAAUUACAUACAUUUUGCAUUGCCUAAUUUGAAUGCGAAAGGCUUUGUUACACGCAUCGCCAUAUAGGCCUACUGCGAAAAUACUUUGGAGACAGUAAUUUAAAAGGUGCUACACAGGAAUGUUUGAUUUUUGUAUUGUAAUUUCAGAAAAUAACCAGGUUUACAUCCAAACUUUUAAUGCGAGUAAAGUACAUGUCAGAUAAAAAAAUAUGUUCGGUGAACUUUGUAAACGUCUAUAAAGCAAAAUACGCUAGACAAAGUGGGAUUUUUUUUUGUGUGGGUAAAAUGAAUUAUGCGACAAAUGUCGGUGGAAAAGAUGUUAUGCUUGGAGUCAGUCACGCGACGACGUGUGGUUCUCCCACUAUGACUGGUCGGGAAAGCAUGCAGUUUAUUAGGCUACAGAUGAAAUACAUUAUGAUUACUGCAUUGUUGGGUUUAGAACUUGCAAAAAAGGCAUUUCACUGUACUUGUGCAUGUGACAUUAACUUGAAAUGUCGGCGGUGAAAGUGCAAGGUGGUGAGCUUGAUGCUCCUUUCCAAUAAAUCGAGGUGUGACUUUCCAAUAUUCUGGUGACAUGAUCAUCAAUGCUUGGCUGCCAUUUGACAAAUUAAAAAUAAACUUGCUCUUUUGUCAGUAAUCUCAUGUAGGCUAUAUGUGUACUCUAGCCAACAGGCUAUCUGCCCACACUGUAUCUGCGAGCUGUUGCCUAGACCACAAGUGGCAAUACCAGAGUGGGCACACUAGCUAUUUAAAUCAACAUUUUUUUGUGAGAAAACCAUCAGUAGAGUUAAAUGUGAUGGAAACCCAUUUAACUUGUAUUUUUUUAUUCGGUACAUGGGAAAUUAACCGCAAAAGGGUAUUUUUUGAUGUGUACUACGUCAUUACGCACAGCCAUUUAUCAGCAACCAGAGUAUAUGAGCGGAGUUGAGCGGUCAAAAAUCAUGCUCAUCACCUCAUGGAGCAGUGCUUGCUGCUCAGGCGCUCCACAUCCUUUCCAAACGACUCCGCUAAAAACUGCUCCGUGCUCACAGGGGAAAAAAACUGCCUCUCCAAAUUCGCUCCAUUCAUUAAAAUCACAAUUUAACCAACACCCAUCUAUUUUUGUGACUACCUGGACCUACCAUUUUGGUUUUGAAGUAUUGAAACCAAACCAUAUGAUUUGAAUGAAAAGUAUUUUAAUAAACAUGAAAAGGUGAACGUAAGAAGCACUCAUCAUUUCAAAUAGGCUACAUGUCAUUUCAAAUAGGCUACAUUUUCUUUAAGGAAUACCUGGGAUAGGAUAAAGGAAUCCUUCUACCCCCCCCCCCCCCCCCAAUUGUAAAGUGGUUAUCCCACUGGCUAUAGGGUGAACGCACCAAUUUGUGAGUCGCUCUGGCUAAGAGCGUCUGCUAAAUGACGUUAAUGUGCCCUUGAGCAAGGCACUUAACCCUAAUUGCUCCUGUAAGUCGCUCUGGAUAAGAGCGUCUGCUAAAUGACUAAAAUGUAAAUGUAAAUGUAAACAGCAUAUAAACACUAAAUAGGUCAGGAGUCAGACAAGGAGCCUAAGAAGGAACGAAAAUGAAUUAUUUAGGCUAUAUUAUUUCAAUUAUUUCAAGGCUAUAGCCUACAAAGAAAUACAUUGUGAAGCAUUUGCGAGUGGGACACACUAGGCUGGCAGGGACAUAAAACGCUCAGCAUUUAAACAACAUUUCGUUGUAUUUAAUCAUUAUAGUCUAUAAAUUACACAUAUAGGCUGUGACUUACUUAGAAUUAAAUACAAAUUAAACGAAAAAUGCCUUAUUUGGCAUAGAAACACGAGUUUGGCCUGUCUGUGGCUUCAGGUUCAUGUGAUGAUGCCUGGAGAACAUAUCCUCUCCGCGCUUGCAGAGCUACUGGGGAAGCUAAACACCUUUUGGCCCCUCUUGCAAGGCUGGGCAGAGAUUUUAUAUAUAUAUACACUACCGUUCAAAAGUUUGGGGUCACUUAGAAAUGUCAUUGUUUUCGAAAGAAAAGCAAAUUUUUUUGUCCAUUUUAAAAUAACAAAUUGAUCAGAAAUACAGUGUAGACAUUGUUAAUUUUGUAAAUGGCUAUUGUAGCUGGAAACGGCUGAUUUAAAAAAUAAAUAAAUGGAAUAUCUACAUGGGCGUACAGAGGCCCAUUAUCAGCAACCAUCAGUCCUGUGUUCCAAUGGCACGUUGUGUUUGCUAAUCCAAGUUUAUCAUUUUAAAAGGCUGAUUGAUCAUUAGAAAACCCUUUUGCUAUUAUAUUAGCACAGCUGAAAACUGUUGUGCUGAUUUAAAGAAGCAAUACAACUGGCCUUCUUGAGACUAGUUGAGUAUCUGGAGCAUCAGCAAUUGUGGGUUCGAUUACAGGCUCAAAAUGGCCAGAAACAAAUAACUUUCUUCUGAAACUCAUCAGUCUAUUCUUGUUCUGAGAAAUGAAGGCUAUUCCAUGCGAGAAAUUGCCAAGAAACUGAAGAUCUCAUGCAAUGCUGUGUACUACUCCCUUCACAGAACAGCGCAAACUGUCUCUAACCAGAAUAGAAAGAGGAGUGAGAGGCACUGGUGCACAACUGAGCAAAAGGACAAAUACAUUAGUGUCUAGUUUGAGAAACAGACGCCUCACAGGUCCUCAACUGGCAGCUUCAUUAAAUAGUACCCGCAAAACACCAGUCUCAACGUCAACAGUGAAGAGGCGACUCUGGGAUGCUGACCUUCUAGGCAGAGUUGCAAAGAAAAAACUGUAUCUCAGACUGGCCAAUAAAAAUAAUAGAUUAAGAUGGGCAGUUUGAGAUAUACAGUGGGGAGAACAAGUAUUUGAUACACUGCCGAUUUUGCAGGUUUUCCUACUUACAAAGCAUGUAGAGGUCUGUAAUUUUUAUCAUAGGUACACUUCAACUGUGAGAGACGGAAUCUAAAACAAAAAUCCAGAAAAUCACAUUUGUAUGAUUUUUAAGUAAUUAAUUUGCAUUUUAUUACAUUACAUAAGUAUUUGAUCACCUACCAACCAGUAAGAAUUCCGGCUCUCACAGACCUGUUAGUUUUUCUUUAAGAAGCCCUCCUGUUCUCCACUCAUUACCUGUAUUAACUGCACCUGUUUGAACUCGUUACCUGUAUAAAAGACACCUGUCCACACACUCAAUCAAACAGACUCCAACCUCUCCACAAUGGCCAAGACCAGAGAGCUGUGUUAGGACAUCUCACUAUAGUCAAAUUGGGCAAGCUCUGCUCCGCUCACAUACUCUGUCUGCAACAAGUCAAUUUGAUGGAAAUAUCUGUGGUGGGAAAAUGCGCAUAUUGUUUUUAUACGGAUUUGAGAAUAUUCACAUGAAAAUCUGUCACCUAUUGAAUGGAAACCUAGCUUUUGUUGAUAUGAUAAUAUAUCUGGCGCUAAUAGUGGAAUGAUAGUGUUUCACAGUAUUACUUACCUGCAAGUGGUGUGGUUGGCUGUGGGACCUCUGUGAUAUUCGCCUAUUGAUUUCUCCCGCCGGAGUGGCAUCUGUUGUCAAACUGGGAAAGCUGUUCUGAAUUUGUCUAGUGGAAAUAGCUCAUUUCCUGGUUGCUAAAAUUCUACACUGUUCGCUCAGUUUCAGUUUAUGUGAGAAAACAACUGAAUAGUGUAGAAUCAUUGUACCAUCUAAAUCGCUGUGAAAUAUAUUUUCAAUAACUGCAAAUAUCGUUUUAACAGCUGUUUGAAGCUGGUGGGCCAAAACCGAAAGUAACUUUAGUUUUGUUCCACUAGCUUCAAAACCGCUAUUAAAAACUAAAUAUAUUUUUGUAGCGAUUUAGAUGGUACAAUGAUUCCCUACACUAUCCAGUGCUUGUUUUCUCACCAUAAACUGAAAUUGAGCGAACAUUCUAGAAUUUUAGUAUCCAGGAAAUGACAGAGCGAUAUCCACUAGAUAACACAGCCACAAAGUCAGAACAGCAGAUAUAUUAUGGACAUUUUAUAAAAUUACAAUGUAAAAAUUCAAACAAAAAAUCCUAUGUGUAGCACCUUUUUUUUUAUUUAGCUCAUAUGAAGGGUUUUCUAGAAGGGAUACAGCUUUUGUCAAAAUUUACUUUUCGUAGCUGGUUAGGAGAAUUUACGCAGUAGGUUAGGAGAAUUAACGUAGCAGGUUAGGUUUAGCUAAAAUGCUACAUUUUCAACUUUUGAUAUCAAUUCUGACAAAAGCUAUACAAUCUAGAAAUGACCCAUAUAUGGUAGCUAAGCAAUGUGUAUACAUGGUAAUUUAUCUAGCUAGUAGCUACAGACUGAACAUCCACUAGUGGUCACUAUUUACCAGGUUUUUUUGACAAAUCAUCGCCUUAUUUAGUAUUUAGUUAAGUAGUAGCCCUAUUUCUGGUCUCUUGUCAAUUUCAGCCUUUCUCCUUCCCUCCAGACCUCCAGCAGCUGACUAUAACUGAAGAGAGGGUUAACCAUGAGGAGCAGCACUGUGAGCAGGAAUGGAGCCCCGGUCUGGGCCCUGGGCCGGUGGAGUCUGAUGCCGAAGAGUUUAUAUGGGACUCUUUCAACAUCAUGUCUGAAUCCGAUGGCGAGAACCAAACAGAAUCUGAUGGAGAGAGCUACAUUGAGUCUGAAUCAACCAGUGACUAUCAGCCCCCCUCUGAAGUCAAUCCGGGGAGUGACGACAAUGAAAUUGAUAAAGGAAAAGCAGAUGGAGUGGGGAAUAGAAUAAGGCCUCUCGAAUCAAAGAGAGGAAGAGGACGGCCAAGGAAACAUGCCAGUGAGUUGCCUGAGCUGAUAUGUGAAGUCUGCGGAAAACGCUUGGCGACAGCACAUGGUUUGAGAAGGCAUCGGCAACUCCGGCACAGUGAAGAGAGGCCGUACACGUGCGACACAUGUGGACAAUCUUUCGCCAUGAACUUCUACCUGAGGAAGCACAUGAAGAUUCACAUGGGGGAGAGGCAGCAGUGCUGCACCGACUGUGGCAAACGUUUCUUUCACAAAGAAAGCCUAAAGAUGCAUAUGCUUCAUAUUCAUACAGGGCUGGUUUUUACAUGUGACGUUUGUGGGAAAAGUUUGUCGUCAAAAGCAAGUCUGAAACUGCAUAUGAGGACUCACACUGGGGAGAAACCACAUCGCUGCAACGAAUGUGACAGAUGCUUCAGCAUUAAGGAUAGCCUGACAAAGCAUAUGAGGACUCACACAAAGGAGAAACCACAUCGCUGCAACGAAUGUGACAGAUGCUUCAGUGUGAAGGGAAACCUGACAGUGCACAUGAGAACUCACACUGGGGAGGGAGUUCAAUGUCAUUUGUGUGGAACUCACUUGAAGUUAGCAUCAAGUCUGAAAAGACAUCUGCGAACUCACAGAAGGAAUAUUCACAGUUGCUGAGAAUAUGUAAGAAUGCCUUUUUAUGCAGGGGUUAAAUUGGGCCGGGUACCGCCUGGUCCGAGACCCGGCACCUACGAUCCAAAUGAGAGCCAGGCGGAGCUGAGCCCCGAUACCUUUGGUUAU